Messenger RNA from Aureobasidium subglaciale EXF-2481, 715 nucleotides. RefSeq lists its product as uncharacterized. The record is from RefSeq and is a predicted model, not a curated record. The coding region runs from base 85 to 525 and encodes 146 amino acids. The transcript has 2 exons. Lineage: Eukaryota; Fungi; Ascomycota; Dothideomycetes; Dothideales; Saccotheciaceae.
GUCUUGCCUGUCCCCUAAAGACGGAUUUUAGAAUGUUCAAUCACCGGCCAGUGAGGCUGCUUAUAUAAAGUAGAUGAGUGAAAUAUGAGAAAAUCAACCAGCAUGAAAUACGACGGACUGGCAAGAAGAGCUAUCCUCUUCGUCGCCUUUAUCAUUGCGACUACUGUCCUUUACGGCCUUACAACCAGACUUUUGUUCACAGCUCCUAAUUAUGACGACGUGAGCAUUGAUCCGGAAGGAGGAAGCUACUACGACUAUGGAUCGAGAGUCGCAGCUGCCGUUUGGAAAGGAGCUGGUCAAUGGAUGGGAACAUCAGAGUCUACCACAAGCGGGUUGGUCGACACGGAGAUGAGCAGGAAAGAAACAGUAGCGAAUGUCCGUGGACAGAACGCCACGUCGACUCAGAGCGAUGCACUGGACCCGAUAUCAACUUUUGGGCUCGUGGUCAGGCAAGAAAAGGUAUCGAGAAGACAGCGACUACGGUUUCAUCGUGGAGCCCCAGAGCUGGAUCAUCUCGGUCCCUGAGCGUGUCCCCGUCCGCCCCUACCUGAUACCAUCAUGAACGUGCCUACUGCAGGCAGCCAACCAUCACACGUCGAAUGCGUCUGCCACGGGCUGCGCCAGUCGGUCUCAUGGUGUUCUCGGAUGAGUCCUUGACUGCCGAGAUAUCGGUUCUCAUCGAGCUUACAUAGAUGCUUGGGUUCUCUGCCGUGAG